Molecule: messenger RNA, 5448 nt
Organism: Sitophilus oryzae (rice weevil)
Lineage: Eukaryota; Metazoa; Arthropoda; Insecta; Coleoptera; Curculionidae
Gene: Ehbp1
Product: EH domain-binding protein 1
Exons: 17
Coding region: 483-3377 (964 amino acids)
Molecular function (GO): protein binding
Source: RefSeq, a predicted model, not a curated record
UAGAUAAUCUUCUAUAAAUAAAGUAUUGACACUUGACUGUUUUCUGGCUCGUGAAGAAAAACAACAAUAUUUACAUAAAUACCCUUGAAAUAUGCGCAAUUAAAGAAAAUUUCCUAAAGCAGGUAUGCCAGAAUCUCCAGCAAAUACCAAACAUCAAGACAAAUUACAUACGUUCAAGUAUUUGCCAUUUUCAGUGUGUAGUGCAAUCAAUUAUAUGGUUUUUCAGUGUUGUAUUAUUUGCAGUUUGCUUAAUUAGCCAGUAUUUUGGAGCCCCUAUUUUAUUGCCAGCCGCUUCAUAUAUAAAUUUACAGCUAUUUUGUGGACAAACAUUUUCAAGAGAACUGAUAAUUGAGGCAAACAUGAUAGCAGCAUCCUGUUUCUUUUAUUAUAUGCAUGGUUUGUUUUUUUGUUGGACUAUGCAUGAAGUGUAGUGCGAUAUUUGUUGGUUUUCUUUGAAUUUAAUCAUAUACAAAUUUGUAACCAUGCAGUCCUGUGUUGGAUUAGAGGGCCGAAAUAUGGGCUCCGUUUGGAAGAGGCUGCAGAGGGUCAACAAGAGAGCUGCCAAGUUUCAGUUCACUGUAUCCUAUCAUCAGCUGUCUGUUGAUUUUACAUCUAAAUGGGAACCACAUCGGAUAUCACUGGUAUGGUCGAGAAGAUCGCGAAGAGUAGCUUCCAAUCCAGUGGCAUGGGAGCCUACCCUUCAGAACCCUUACAAGGCUAUGGUGGUGUGGCCGGUACCAGAAAAUCACCAGGUGGCUAUUACGCUGUUCAAGGAUCCAAGAACUCCUGAGCUAGAGGACAAGGAAUGGACCUUCAUCAUAGAAGAUGUACCUACGACAGGCAAGAGACGGCAACUUGCCACGGCACAUCUAAAUAUGAAAAAAUAUGCCAGUGUAGAAUCGUCACAAACAGAGCUCCAAAUUGUUUUCAAGCCAACCACAAAGAAGAUAACCGGUGCCAAACUCGACUUGACGCUUUCCUGUGUAUUUUUAAGGGAAGGAAAAGCAACGGACGAAGAUAUGCAGUCGAUGGCUUCCUUAAUGUCAGUAAAUAAUAAUAGUGACGAUAUCGCACCGUUAGAAGAUGUGGAAGACGAUGAUUUCUCCCAAAACGAUAGUUUAAUUAAAAACAGCCUCCACGAAGUUACCCAUAACUUGCAACAAAUGACGAAUUCUUUGAGCGGUUCGGAUUUUGCAAGUACUCCUAUUAGUAUAAACAGUAUACAGUCUCUCUCGCGCGACGACAAGACGCCAACGGUGGAAAUGUUUUCGCCCAUCGCCGACAAAUCUAAACUAGUCAAAAAUUUCCCCGCCCCAAAGGUCACCGACUUUCCCGCAAUCGAUCGCGACAUCUAUUCGGAAGAAUGUUCCGAUCUCUUGGACAAACUGGACAAUUUGGAGGAAGACGACUUGUUGGACAGGAAACCGACAACCGCACCGAAGAUCGUCAGUGUCAGUACCAAACCGGAAGUAACGUUAACUAGCAAGCCCAUCGCCGAAACCAAUAACAAGAACGCCAGUCUAAAGUUACCGCCUCUGGAUUUGAACAAAGAUCACAUAGAAACGCCGAAACAUCAGCAGAAACUCACCACGCCAGGUCAGGAUUUAAUGGAAUGGUGUAAAGAAAUGACUAAGGAUUAUUCUGGAGUUAAAGUUACCAACCUAACGACUAGUUGGAGAAACGGCAUGGCGUUCUGUGCUCUUAUUCACCAUUUCAAUCCGGAAUUGAUCGAAUUUGACUCUUUAUCCCCCCAUGAUAUUAAAGCUAAUUGUAAAAUAGCUUUUGAUGCAGGUGAUAAGCUGGGUAUACCACGAGUUAUAGAACCAUCUGAUAUGCACAUGUUAGCUGUUCCUGACAAAUUAGCUGUAAUGACUUACCUCCAUCAACUUAGAGCUCACUUCACUGGUCACCAGCUAGAAGUUCAGCAGAUUGGUAGGACUGCUGAGGAGAGUAAUUACGUCAUAGGGAGGUUUAAUACCGACAAGGAUACCGAUAUUACUAAGCAAGUGUUUGGUCAAGAAAUUAUUAAUUUGAGGAUAGCCAAACAAACCAGGAAAUCUACAGAAAGAGAGAUGAAUAUAGUCAACAAAGAAAAAGGGGAUGCAUCAAAACUCACCUUGCCACUCAAAAUAACCACGGAACCUUUACCUGUUAAAGAAAAAUCACCUACUGUAGUGAAAGAUGUAAAAGAUAUAUUAUUGAGCAGUUCUAAAAAUAUUAUGAGCAAGGUUAAAUCUUCACCUGGCAAAGAUAAGCAAACCAAGAAACAGGAAGAAAAGAAAAUUGAACAAAAGAAACCAUUAUUGAUGACGAGAAGAGAAUUAACGGAUCCUUUUGGAUCGGACGACGAGGAUGAUCAGUCGACAUUGACAGGACAACAAACAGGCAAUCCACCAGAUAUUAAUGGGGAAAUACUCAACGGAAUAUCGGAAAAUUCUGAUAAAGAUAAAUCUGAUGUAUUUGCAGAUUUACCCAAACCCAAUCCACAAAUUUUAAUGCGCCACUCAGAGCAAAGAGAAAGGGCCAGAGUACUUCUAGAGCAAGCAAAGAGGGAUAGUUCAAAUCCAACGUCACCAACCAAGUCAGAGGAAGAGCGGCAAAAUCAGCUUCGUGAACGCGCGAGGCGGAUGCUUGCUGAUGCAAGACGAGGUUCAGGACCGACAACAGAAAUUAUUCGAGUAAGCCCGGAUUCUUACAAGCCCUAUAUAGAGUCGGAGGAUUUGAAUUUUGAAAAGCACCCAAGCACAGACUCGGAGAGAAAUGGAAAUAUAUACUCGCAAAAUAAAGGAGACGAAUACUCAAGGAAGCAGAGUCCGAUCGACAGUGUGGAUAAGUUCGAGAGAAUUACUCCAGACAAACUACCUGACGAUCUAGGACUAAAGGAGAUGGGAAUAGACGUUCAUUCUCUGAUAGACAAAGAAAUGGAAGACCUAGAAAGGGAACAGCGCGCGAUAGACGAACAGGCGGCCAUUUUAGAAAAGAAACUCAGAGACGUUAUGGAAUCCAACAACAGUAAUGGCGAAGAAGAGUCGUUAAUGGCGCAGUGGUUCAUGUUGGUGAAUAAAAAGAACGCGCUCUUACGGCGACAGAUGCAACUUAAUAUUUUAGAAAAGGAAGCCGACUACGAGACACGAUACAAAGCUUUAAACGAGGAACUUCGAGAAAUCGCGUCUAUAGAGGAUUGGAAAAAGACAGAUGAACAAAGAAGUAGGGAACAAGUCCUUUUGGAUGAAUUAGUGCAGAUUGUUAACAAAAGGGACGAAUUGGUGCAUCAUUUAGACAGUCAGGAAAAAGCUAUUGAAGAUGACGAAAUUAUCGAACAAGAUCUUUCACAAAUAGAAUUACCGGCUAAGGAUACCAAUUGUGUUAUAUCCUAAAACCACUAAACACAUCGUGAAAUUGCGCAAUUUUCCAAGGAAUCAUACUCGAAUGACGUCUUAUACUUCUAACUGAUGUGGUGCUUCUUGUGAUAUUUAUUCAUAAUUUAUUAGUUUCUAUGAGAGUUGAACUUUUUGUUUUCCAUAUAAUGGGAAAUUGUGCAUUUUCCUAUCCUACUUCAGAGUUUUACUUUAUUGAGGAAAUUUAUUUAUUUUGGUGAAACAGCUAACGUCUAUAAAAGCGAUUAAUUCAUUAACAAGAACUUCUUACACGGUUCUAUAUUGUCGUAUUUAGUAGAUUAUUAUUAAGGCCGUGAAAUCAUGAUUUGGUCUCAUAUUUGUUUAUUUUGUUGCCAAUCAGUCAUAAAGUUUUGCUUGACAGUGAUAGUUGACUGUUAAAUUAUUUUUUGAAUUUCACAAGAAAUAGAUCUAAUGUCAGUUUGGUUAGAUUACAACCAUGAUCACAUUUUUUAUUCUCAGUUUACGGGUUUUGACUAGUAAUAUAAUAUACACCUCACUAAAACUAAAUUGUAUUGCUGUAACUAAAACUAUACUUAAUUUUUUUAAUACAUUAACACUAAAUUAUUAAACUAAUAUGGCUACAUAAAACAUUCAAGAGAAGCACAAAGUGGGGCGCUCAUUUUUUUCAAUUCGACUGUUAGCUGUAACGCUAGAAUCUCGCAGUCUGAAUGACGAACUCCAAAUGAAACACUCCACAUGCUGCCAACAAUCUGCCAAAUUUUAUUGGCUGGCGGAGAAUAUCUGGUAGUGACGCCACUAGUUUUUCUAGUAUCAAUAUCAAAGAUGCUAUAGCAGGGUGCACCAAUUUUUUUUUAAAUUUUAGUUACCGUGAAAAUAUUGCUCACGAUGACAAAAAAAAUUCUGGUUAAGUUUGAGCUUUUAAUAUGAAUAUUAAGAGGUCUCUUCGUGAUUUUCUGGUUCCCAUUUAAAUAACACAGGAAAUUUUAUAUUACUUUCUAACAAAUCAGCCUGUUGUGAACGUCAAUACAUAUUCUUGUAGGAAAUUGAACGAUCUUCAAAAAAAAGUCUGAUAUGAUUUUUCAUUUAAUUGACUCGUUUGAAAGUUAUUGGAGGUGUAGCAGAUUUAGUUAAUAAAAAAAAUAUUAUCUAAAAAGCUAUUGUCCCAUGCGUCGGCAGCUUUUCAUCAAUGGAGCAGUCAUGGGUUCGUUUGUAUUUCAUUGGAGAAAAAUAAUACAAUUACAAAUUACACUAAAAGUAUUGGGCGCCAGCCAACAUACAAAAAACACAGUCGUAGUUAAAAAUAAAUGACUGAUCAGGAUGAUUCCUAAUUGUUGUAAUUAGCGAUAAUUAAUGAAUGAUUAUUGUAAUUUCAAUGUGUUACCAAAGAACACUUGACGAACUUUACGAAAAAUAAGAUAUUUUAUGUUUUUGCGCUAUUAAAAUAUAAAAAAAAUUACGGAAGUUAUCAUAUAAAAUUUCAAAAAAUAAAAAUAAAAAAAAAUCCCCAUGUUAUUUAUGUGGGAAAUAUAAAAUCACGACCUCUUACAGCGCUUUCAGAUGGAGCAGACCGUCGGCGACUUCGAGCAAGUACCAUGAGAAAUUAUUCAUAUAAAAUGAAGAAUUUCACAUGGGCGCGUAUGCUUCGUCCGAGGGCUAUCUUGAAAAAAAAAAACACGGCGGAUGGUCCGCUCCAUCUAAAAGCGCUGUUAAUGUUAUUAAGAUCACAAACUUUACCAGAAGUUGAUAACCGUGAAUGAUAUUUCCACGGUAAUAAAAAGAAAAAAAAAAUUGUGCUCCUUUUACUAUACAGUCAGUUGUCACUGUUAAUAAAAUGGCGGUGGAUUGAUAACAACAAAAAACAGUUAAAAUCAAACUGUGAUUUCAAAACAGGCUUAAUACUAUAUAUUAUGAUCUAUAAAACACUUAAUAUAUCAUGAACCUGAUCACCGAAUUAUUCGAAAUUUUUACAACAAUGUUGGCUGUAAACGUAAGCCAUCCACGCGUAGUGCAAUAUUAUUUCAUAUCCUGAGUGAAGCCAAUUUUUGCCAAAAAAAAUCGCUUUAGUUUUCGCAGACAAAUUAGUACCUUA